CAUACUCCAGAACAGCAACAAGCACCACCUACUCCCGAACAACAACAAGCACCACCUACUCCACAACAGCGACUGGGUCUGCAGGAAGUACAACUUAGUCCACAACACUAUUUACAAGUUGGUCCACAACAGUAUUUACAAGUUGGUCCACAACAGUAUUUACAACUUAGUCCACAACGGUAUUUACAACUUGGUUCACAACAGUAUUCACCACCACAUUUACAAGUCGGACCUGAGCUGUCAUAUACAUCACUAGCUAUUGCACAACAGCAGCAACAAGCACUACAGAUUCAAGAACAGCAGCAGCAACAAGCACUACAGAUUCAACAACAGCAGCAGCAAGAAGCACUACAGAUUCAACAACAUCAACUGAUGCAGCAACAAUUACAAUAUAUAGCACAUCAGCAAGAACAAGGUUCACAAUUUGUUCAGCAACCUAUACCAUACAUGUCACAUCCGUGGCAACUACAAGGACCACGUAUUCUACAACAACCACAGCUAGAUAUUUCACAUACUGCACAAUCAUCACAGCAACAUAUUCCAUCUGUUGUACAACCAGCACAAUUACACUUCGAAAGUUCACCAAUUCAUUAUCAGCAACAAUAUGGACCA
Messenger RNA from Nomia melanderi (Alkali bee), 612 nucleotides. The record is from RefSeq and is a predicted model, not a curated record. Lineage: Eukaryota; Metazoa; Arthropoda; Insecta; Hymenoptera; Halictidae.